AUGCUGCAGAGUCGAGAGUUGGUGCUAGGUCGUACAGACGAUGAUGAAGACGAGGAUGGCUUCAACUCCGACGCCGAUGACGAAAGCUAUCAGCCGUCAGUGGACUCGGACGCGGAAGACGACGAGGGUGGCGGUGGCGGUGACGGGGAUGGUGAUGGCAGUGGUAGCGAAUACAAUGACGACGAUGAUGAGGAAGAGGAGGACUGGGAUGCCGAGGAGGAGUCUUCGGCCGAGGGCUCUCUCGACUCUGACGAGUCAGAGGGCAAGGACUGGGAGGAACUAGAGCGAGAGGCCAUCCGAGAGGAUAGAAAACGUGAACACGACGAUGCAAUGCGAGCGAAGAAGCGGCACCGAUCACCCAGCCCACGAUCCGCGAAGAAGGCGAAGCAUCAUCAUUAA
Hydatigera taeniaeformis is the source of this 399-nucleotide messenger RNA. NCBI's taxonomy places the organism in Eukaryota, Metazoa, Platyhelminthes, Cestoda, Cyclophyllidea, Taeniidae. The record is from the annotation of a GenBank genome assembly.